AUGACACCCAAACCCUCCAGAUUCCACCCUAAUAUCAUCAUUACGGGAACCCCCGGCUGCGGAAAGACGAGUCUUUCCAAGAGUCUCGCCGAAGGUCUCUCCGGAAGCGACUACAAGCACUACAACAUCAGUGAGCUUGCAAAGGAGAGAGAUUGUAUUGAAAGUUACGAUAAGGAGAGAGAUACCGGGGUUGUGGAUGAAGACAAACUUCUAGACAGCUUGGAAAACGAUCUCAGAGAAGGAGGAGCCAUUGUGGACUGGCACUGUUGCGACAUUUUCCCCAAAAGGUUGAUUGAUCUUGUGGUUGUUCUUCGAACCGACAACUCCUUGUUGUAUGACCGUUUGAAGGCCAGAGAGUACAGUGACAAGAAAAUUGACGAGAACAUCGACUGUGAAAUCAUGGAAGUUAUUUUGAACGACGCCAAUCUGGCCUACAACAAGGAGAUUGUCAUUGAGUUGAAGUCCAAUAACGAGGAGGAGAUCAAGGAUAACCAGGCCAGAAUCGAAGCCUGGAUCGAGGCCUGGAAGAAGGACCACAAGGACGGCGCCACCAACGAAAUUAGUGAGUUUUAUGCCGAUGAAAGUGAAGUUGAAGGAGAGGAGGAUUCUGAGGAUUCUGAAGAAAAUGACGAUGAUGAAGAGGAAGCUUCUGCUCUGGAGAGUGAAGAGGAGUCCCCUGACGAGUAUGAGGAUGAGGAGGACGAGGAUGAGCCAGCUCCCAAAAAGAGAAAGAAUAACUGA
Messenger RNA from Candidozyma pseudohaemuli, 741 nucleotides. It is a transcript of the gene HBR1, whose product is annotated as nucleoside-triphosphatase. Gene Ontology annotation, cellular component: cytoplasm; nucleus. The coding region runs from base 1 to 741 and encodes 246 amino acids. Lineage: Eukaryota; Fungi; Ascomycota; Pichiomycetes; Serinales; Metschnikowiaceae. Gene Ontology annotation, molecular function: ATP hydrolysis activity; ATP binding; AMP kinase activity. The transcript has a single exon. The record is from RefSeq and is a predicted model, not a curated record.